Messenger RNA from Perkinsus marinus ATCC 50983, 417 nucleotides. RefSeq names its product histone H2A.1, putative. The transcript has a single exon. Gene Ontology annotation, cellular component: nucleosome. Bases 1 to 417 code for a protein of 138 amino acids. Lineage: Eukaryota; Perkinsozoa; Perkinsida; Perkinsidae. Gene Ontology annotation, molecular function: DNA binding; structural constituent of chromatin; protein heterodimerization activity. The record is from RefSeq and is a predicted model, not a curated record.
AUGUCCGGCAAAGGCAAAGGUGGUCGUGGUGGUGGUAAGUCUGGGAAGAAGGCCUCUGGUUCGAAGACUCGCUCAGCUAAGGCAGGUCUGCAGUUCCCUGUUGGUAGAAUAGCCCGCUACCUCAAGAAGGGACGCUAUGCUAAACGUAUUGGUUCCGGUGCCCCGGUCUACUUGGCUGCAGUCCUCGAAUAUCUGGUCGCCGAAAUCCUCGAGUUGGCUGGUAAUGCUGCGCGUGAUCAUAAGAAGUCUCGAAUCAUUCCAAGACACAUUCAAUUGGCGGUCCGCAACGACGAGGAACUGAACAAAUUCUUAGCGGGAGUGACCUUAGCUAGUGGUGGUGUACUGCCUAACAUUCAUACCACUCUACUGCCAAAGAAGAGUAAAGGGAAAGGUAUGACUCAAUCACAAGAGAUGUAA